This is a messenger RNA of Helianthus annuus (common sunflower), 639 nucleotides long. RefSeq names its product sufE-like protein 2, chloroplastic. The transcript is spliced from 3 exons. The record is from RefSeq and is a predicted model, not a curated record. Bases 1 to 639 code for a protein of 212 amino acids. Lineage: Eukaryota; Viridiplantae; Streptophyta; Magnoliopsida; Asterales; Asteraceae.
AUGGGGCGGAAAUGGCUAGGAACCUGGUCACCGGGAUUUGAGACUCUUCCAGGAGACCCUGUAACCGUAAUCGAGUAUGCUACAACUAGCCAAUUCAGGGUUAUGGCAGAUCCUACAUGCAGUAUCGAUGAUGAUGACACCAGACUCCGUCUCCCAUUAUUCAAACCCGUCAACUUCGAUAUUCUUCCUUCUUCUCCACCAAUUUCAAUUUCUACAAACCCUAGAUCCACUAUUUCAUGCUCCGUCGUUACUGUCACUCCUGUCACAUUUGCGAAUUCAAAGCUUCAAACUCUCACAGCCGAAUUCAAUUCCAUAUCCGAGCCGAUUGACCGCGUCAAGCGGCUUAUUCAGUACGCGAGUCAGCUACCGCAACUCGACGACUCGGUUAGGGUUCCGGCGAACCGAGUGAUGGGAUGCAUGGCGCAGGUGUGGCUCGAUGUGAGGAUGGAUUUAGACGAAAUGAUGAGGGUUUUGGCGGAUAGUGAUUCGGAGAUUACGAAAGGGUUUUGUUCGUGCUUGAUUUCGGUGCUCGAUGGAGCGACGCCGGAGGAAGUUUUGGGGAUGAAGACGGAAGAUUUGGGGGAUUUGAAUGUUGCUGGUUUGCAUGGAACCAAGGUUGAUUCUAGGGUUAAUACCUAG